AUGCAAUCGGAUUCCGUAAAAGUGUCGCCGUUUGAAUUCAUGUCUGCAGUUUUCAAUGGGAAAGUAAUGGAUGCAUUGAACGCAUCGGAAUCGGGAGAAUUGACGAUUCCACCGUCGUUGAAGAUGCUGGUGGAGAAUCGUGAGCUGCUGACGUUGUUUACAACGUCGGUUGCUGUGUUGAUUGGAUGCUUCGUCGUUUUGGUGUGGCGGAGAUCGUCGACGAAGAAACCAGUUCAGGAAUCGGAGCCUAUGAAGAUCGUUGUACCGAAGAGAGAGAAGGAACCAGAGGUUGAUGAUGGCAAGAAGAAAGUUACGAUUUUCUUCGGAACACAAACUGGAACUGCUGAAGGUUUCGCUAAGGCACUUUUAGAGGAAGCCAAAGUUCGAUACGAGAAGGCUUCUUUUAAAGCAGUUGAUUUGGAUGAUUAUGCUGCUGAUGAUGAAGAGUAUGAAGAGAGAUUUAAGAAAGAGUCUAUCGCCUUUUUCUUUUUAGCUACAUAUGGAGAUGGUGAGCCAACUGAUAAUGCUGCAAGAUUCUAUAAAUGGUUUACAGAGGGUGAUGCAAAAGGAGAAUGGCUUAAUAAACUUCAAUAUGGAGUGUUUGGCCUUGGAAACAGGCAAUAUGAGCAUUUCAACAAGAUUGCAAAAGUGGUUGAUGACACUCUUGUAGAACAAGGUGCAAAACGCCUUGUUCCUGUUGGCUUAGGAGAUGAUGAUCAAUGUAUUGAAGAUGAUUUCACUGCAUGGAAAGAAUUAGUUUGGCCUGAAUUGGAUCAAUUAUUACGCGAUGAAGAUGAUUCAACUGUUGCAACUCCUUACACUGCUGCUGUUUUGGAAUAUCGCGUUAUAAUUCAUGAAAAAAUCAACUCAUAUUCAGAAGAUCUAACUCAUACAAAUGGUCAUUCAAUUCAUGAUGCUCAACAUCCAUGCAGAUCGAAUGUGGCAUUCAAAAAGGAGUUACACACCCCUGAAUCCGAUCGAUCUUGCACUCAUUUGGAAUUUGACAUAUCCGACACUGGAUUAUCAUAUGAGACAGGGGAUCAUGUUGGUGUGUAUUGUGAGAAUUUAAAUGAAGUGGUGGAGGAAGCCAUUAAAUUAUUAGGGUUACGACAAGACACUUAUUUCUCAAUCCACACCGAUAAAGAAGAUGGAACUCCAAUUGGUGGGGCCUCCUUGCCUCCUCCUUUUCCUCCAUGCACUUUGAGAAACGCGUUGGCUCGUUAUGCAGAUGUUUUAAGUUCCCCCAAAAAGUCUGCUUUGAUUGCUUUGGCUGCUCAUGCUUCUGAUCCUAAUGAAGCGGAACGAUUAAAAUUUCUCGCAUCGCCAGCUGGCAAGGAUGAAUAUGCUCAGUGGAUAGUUUCAAGCCAAAGAAGUCUUCUUGAAGUGAUGGAAGCAUUCCCGUCUGCUAAACCUUCACUCGGUGUCUUCUUUGCUGCUGUUGCCCCUCGCUUACAGCCUCGUUACUACUCCAUUUCUUCUUCUCCGAAAAUUGCACAAAACAGAAUUCACGUUACUUGUGCAUUAGUUCACGAGAAAACACCAGCAGGCAGAAUCCACAAAGGCGUCUGUUCCACGUGGAUGAAGAACGCUGUGCCUUUGACCGAAAGUCAAAAUUGUAGCUGGGCGCCUAUAUUUGUUAGAACAUCAAAUUUCAGACUUCCUUCGGAUCCGAAAGUUCCGAUUAUCAUGAUUGGCCCAGGAACUGGACUUGCUCCUUUCAGAGGCUUCCUUCAAGAAAGAUCAUCUUUAAAGGAAUCCGGUGUAGACCUCGGAUCCUCUCUUUUAUUCUUCGGAUGCAGAAAUCGCAAAGUGGAUUUUAUAUACGAGGAUGAAUUGAACAAUUUUGUGGACACUGGUGCGCUUUCCGAGCUUAUUGUUGCUUUCUCGCGUGAGGGCCCCAUUAAGGAAUACGUGCAACACAAAAUGAGCCAAAAGGCGUCGGAUAUCUGGAACUUGCUUUGUGAAGGAGCGUAUUUAUACGUAUGUGGUGAUGCUAAAGGCAUGGCUAGAGAUGUACACAGAACCCUUCACACAAUUGUUCAAGAACAGGGAUCUCUAGACUCUUCUAAGGCAGAAUUGUAUGUGAAGAAUCUACAAACAUCAGGAAGAUAUCUUCGUGAUGUUUGGUAAUGAGGAAAAAGGGUGCAAAUAAUUUAUAAUUUUUAUUUUAUUUUUUCUUUUUAUCUAGUUCUUUCUGCCUACUCAUUUUUUUUGAUGGUGUAAUGUAAUUUGUAAGAUGUAAGAUGUAAUUUGGGAAGAGGGUGGUGAUGCAUUAUUUAUAGGUAUCCAAAUUGUAUGUCUUGUGUAAGAUGUAAGAUGUAAACAUGUGUCGUUAUGAACUCGAAACACUUGAAAUUGUUACCUUAUGACUCGAUUAAUAAAAGUUGUUAAGCAUAUA
Lactuca saligna is the source of this 2398-nucleotide messenger RNA. Lineage: Eukaryota; Viridiplantae; Streptophyta; Magnoliopsida; Asterales; Asteraceae. The record is from the annotation of a GenBank genome assembly.